Messenger RNA from Harpegnathos saltator (Jerdon's jumping ant), 642 nucleotides. RefSeq lists its product as uncharacterized. The coding region runs from base 66 to 641 and encodes 191 amino acids. The transcript is spliced from 6 exons. The record is from RefSeq and is a predicted model, not a curated record. Lineage: Eukaryota; Metazoa; Arthropoda; Insecta; Hymenoptera; Formicidae.
UGGGAGCAAUUAGUCGCUCACUUAAAUACUAUGGGAAGAAAUGGGAAGUCAAAAGAUAUAAAGUCAUGGAAAUCGUUACGACAGGGAACAUUGGUGGUCCUCCUAUCACACUGACGGAUCGAGAAAAAAAGAUUUUAGGCCUUAUAGGACUAAAUUAUGUGGAAGGUGUACAAUGUCCUGAUUCAUUUCCAGAGGAACAGGGAGAAGCAAUGCAUUUGCUUACUGCAGGGGACGAAAGAAUUUUAAAUGAUAUUCCAGAGUCAUUAACAUUAAGAAAUAACGAGAUUAUAGAACAUGACGUUAAUUAUACAGAUUAUGAAGUGCUACAUGAUAUGGGAAAUGUUAUUGAAGAAGGGUCAUCUUUCAAUAAUAUUCAAACACACUCACAAAUUCAAAAUGUGGAGAUUGCAGAAUGUCAUCGUGAAAUAACAGAACCACCAUCCGCUAUUCAAAUUGAUGAUCCACAACGGCUCACAACUGUAACGCAAAGUUCGAGCAAGAAGCGAAAAAGACCACAAAUUACAAGGAUGAACGGUUGGGUAUACAACUGCACAAUGCCAGAGAAGAUUUGCGAUCCUAGCCGAACGCCAAAUUUCAUGUAUGGAGAUGUUUGCAAAGGCAAUGCAACAAAUUGCGGAUAAU